AAUUCCUAUUUUACAGAACUGUGAAAUUCGAAGACAAACACACACUGGUAUACAAGAGAAGGUUGCCUUGGUUACGGGCUCAAGUGAUAAAGUUGGCAUAGGAUUGGCAAUUGCUAAAAAUCUUGCACAGCGUGGAUGUAGUAUAGUGUUACAUGGCAGCAGAGACGCUGACAAAGUCGAGGAUAUACGGGAGGACCUACAGAGUCAAUACGAGGUACCUGUUCAUUAUUUCCGUGCUGACUUUGACAAAAUGAAUGAAGUAGAAGGACUCUAUAAUAUGAUUGAAGAUAUCUACUCAGAUGGUAUUGAUAUCCUUUUUAAUAAUGCUGGAAUUGUUCAAAAUGAAUCUGUCGAUGAAACUGGAAUUGAAAUGUGGGAGAAAACAUUACGUGUUAAUUUGACAUCAGCGUUUUACCUGACCAAUUUAUCACUGCCAGGAAUGAAAAGAAAAGGCUGGGGCAGGGUUGUAAAUAUAAGUUCUGGUUUGGGAAUAAAAGCAAUGCCUGAUAUGUGUGGCCAGGUUACUAGUAAACAUGGUAUGAAUGGUUUAACCAAGACCGUUGCACUCGAAACAUCAGGCACAGGAAUCACGUGUAAUGCUAUUUGUCCAGCCUUAGCUAUGACUGAAGCUUUGGCAUCUUCCAUCAGAAGUCUGGUGGAAAAAACUGGGAUGCCGUUUGAAGAAAUUAAGAAUUCAUUGGUAACUUCUGUCAAUCCUUCUGGAAAAUUACUGGACAUCAAUAAGAUUGGUGAAGUUGCAGCCUUUCUGUGUUCUUCAUCUGCUAAUGAAAUUACAGGAGUUAUUUUACCUGUAGACUGGGGUUACGCAGCGAAAUAA
Messenger RNA from Saccoglossus kowalevskii, 838 nucleotides. RefSeq names its product 3-oxoacyl-[acyl-carrier-protein] reductase, chloroplastic-like. The record is from RefSeq and is a predicted model, not a curated record. NCBI's taxonomy places the organism in Eukaryota, Metazoa, Hemichordata, Enteropneusta, Harrimaniidae.